GCGGUAAGAGAUCGGUAGGCGGGUUUCUAUCAGCUGAACUAUUUUACCUCGUCGGGCUACCGUAGUAGAAGACAGAGAGCCAUGUGAGCCGGCUGCUGGGAUGGAGACACAGAACAUUACGAUGGCAGAAGGACUGCCCAGUGAUGUGAAGGGGGCGGUACUGAUGCCCAGCGAUUCCAUACCUGAAGGCACGCCCCAGGUCAGAGGUUAUGACUUCAAUCGGGGGAUCAACUAUGAGGCUCUGCUACAGAGUUACAUGACCACUGGAUUCCAGGCCCUGCACUAUGGCCAGGCUGUACGGGAGGUCAACAACAUGAUAGAGACAAAGCUUUCAUCCCCUGGAGGAUGUGUCAUCUUGCUGGGAUACACUUCCAAUCUGAUCAGCUCUGGUGUACGAGAGAUCAUCCGGUAUUUAGCAGAACACAGCAUGAUUGAUAUUAUUGUAACAACAGCAGGUGGUAUAGAGGAGGACUUGAUAAAAUGUCUUGCACCCACAUAUUUGGGGGACUUCAGCCUAAAGGGAUCAGAUUUAAGGCCAAAGGGCAUCAACAGGAUUGGUAAUCUUCUUGUUCCGAAUAAUAAUUACUGUCUGUUUGAGGACUGGAUCACCCCUAUACUGGACCAGAUGGUGCUAGAACAAGACACAGAGGGGACUAAGUGGACACCAUCAAAGAUGAUUGCUCGUCUAGGAAAAGAAAUUAAUCACCCAGACUCUGUAUAUUACUGGGCGUAUAAGAACAAUAUCCCUGUGUACAGUCCGGCACUGACCGAUGGCUCUUUGGGUGAUAUGCUUUAUUUCCACUCCUACAAGAAUGCUGGCUUAAAGCUGGACAUUAUAGAAGAUAUCCGCAGUCUGAAUUCCUCGGUGGUAUUUGCCAAGAAGACAGGAAUGCUCAUUUUGGGAGGAGGAUUAGUUAAACACCACAUUUGCAAUGCUAAUCUCAUGAGGAACGGUGCAGAUUAUGCCGUGUAUAUCAACACAGCUCAGGAAUUUGAUGGUUCGGAUGCUGGUGCCAGACCUGAUGAAGCGGUGUCGUGGGGGAAGAUUCGCAUGGAUGCCAACCCUGUCAAGGUCUAUGCAGAUGCUACCUUGGUAUUUCCUCUGUUGGUGGCCCAGACGUUUGCCCAGAAACACACAGAUUUCACAAACAAGCAGAAAGACCAGGAUCCAUAAGAUGGAGAAAUGUACACCUCUGAGAAUCUCUCUCCUGCUCAUAAAGCAUGCUGGUUUUCUGGGUGCUGCUACCUUUUACCCAGGUUUUACCUUCGUUUUUUUUUUUUUACCAGUUCUUAGUAGCAGCAGGGCUUCUGCAGCAUGCAUGUAAAUAUAUAAAUUUUAUGUAUCCAUGUAGAAAAUAUAUAUGUAAAUAGAUAUGUAUAUAUGGUGGUCUACAGUCGAGCAACAAACUUUAAUUCCCAGCAAGCUCUGUGACUGGGAAUGCUUGGACUAUUAAGUCCAUUAGUGGAAGUUUUAUUAAAAUGGGAAAGCUAGUUACAACUGUCAUUACACCAAGUCAAGCAAAGUUUUAUGCCCACUGAUUUAGCACUUUAAAAAGCUAUAGGAAACCUGUACUGGGAUAAUAUAGAGAAGCCCUUCAACCUUAAGCCCAGGUUCACACUGGGUACGAUUUUUGCUUCGCUUUGAGAUGUGAUUUCACA
Messenger RNA from Rana temporaria (common frog), 1659 nucleotides. RefSeq names its product deoxyhypusine synthase (gene DHPS). Gene Ontology annotation, molecular function: deoxyhypusine synthase activity. Gene Ontology annotation, cellular component: cytoplasm. The record is from RefSeq and is a predicted model, not a curated record. The coding region runs from base 101 to 1174 and encodes 357 amino acids. NCBI's taxonomy places the organism in Eukaryota, Metazoa, Chordata, Amphibia, Anura, Ranidae. The transcript has 10 exons. Gene Ontology annotation, biological process: peptidyl-hypusine biosynthetic process.